AUGGAUAUGGACUACGAGCUCAUUGCCGAAUCAGAGGCGAAGCGGAGGAAGAUCCGCAAAGGGACUAAGAGUUGCUGGGAGUGCAAAAAGCGCAAGAUGAAAUGUGUGUAUGCAGACUCCAGCUCUUCAGCUGAUGGCGAUGCCAUCUGCAUUGGCUGCCAGCGGCGAGGCUUCAAGUGUGUGAGCCAGGAGUUUGAGUUUGUUGGUGGAAAAGAGAACGCAGGACAUUUCGAGAGGAAGGGACGACACCACACGAGCGGUAAAGAUAGAGAUCGCGUUGCGAGGGUUGAGACCUUAGUUGAGGAACUAAUUAGGAAAGUGGACCGCCAUGGGGGAUUAGAAGUACCUGCCACUAGCGGAAUUUCCGCGGCUCCAGGUCAUGGAAUACCUACUGUUGCACCAAUUGAUCAACAAUCUUCAGAUUUCUUGACUCCAUGCAAGCCUUCGGAGGAUCAUGGCCCGGCUGAGGCUGAGGGGAAAUAUUCAAAGCUAUCUCAAAGAUUGCACGGAUCAUUGCCCUCACGACAAGUCAUCGAGAUAAUAUCUAAUGCCCGCGGUAAUAAAGCCAUACUUUUACAUGAGGUGCUGAGCAUUCCAUAUGCUGUCCUCGAGCAGAAUGGCCUCAAGUCGUCAAACAGUUUACUAGAGAUGCCUAAACCGAGUUCGCAUCCAGUGCUGAUCGCAAGACAUAUGCUUCAAAUUGCUACUUUCCUCCAGCAUGUCAACCCUAAUUCUAUUGGGGCGAUAAACAGUCUUCCGGAAUCACUUCCUGCACUGAUGAAAAGAUUGGCAGGAACGGCUAUUGAUUUGGUCACGACAAAUGACGAGUUUUUUGGUAGCAUCGAAGGACUCGAGUGUGUUAUGAUGGAAAGCAUGUACCACCAUAAUGGUGGAAGUCUACGACGAAGCUGGAUAGCGAACCGGAGGGCUAUGGUCAUUGCGCAAAUGAUGAACCUCCACCAAAGUCAAAGCCGAGCAAGAUACAAGGCUCUUGACCACAAAACGAGAGCUCAUCCACAGUUCAUGUGGUUUCGAAUUGUCUCCCUCGACCGAAAUUUGUGUCUACUGCUGGGUCUUACGCAGGGCUCCUUUGACCAGAGUAUGGCCACUGGCACAGCAUACAGAGAUGACAUCCCUAUGGGCCGCCUUGAGCGGAUGCAUUGUACCAUCGCGUCUCGCAUAUUGGAGCGCAACGAGUCUGACCCGUACGCUAAUGGCAUUGCCCUGACACUAAGCCUCGACUUGGAGCUACAGAAAGCGGGUAGAAGCAUGCCUAGCAAAUGGUGGCUUAUGCCGAAUCUUGACAGUGUCAUGGAGGACCCACAGGCUCUCUUUCUGGAUAUGGGACGCCUGUUCAGCCAGUUAUAUCAUUACAACUUGCUCAAUCAGCUCCAUCUGCCUUACAUGCUUCGUUCAUCACCGGAACGGAAGUACGAAUAUUCCAGAAUGACCUGCGUGAAUGCCUCAAGAGAGAUUCUCUUGCGAUUUAUUAUGUUUCGUGGCUACAACAAGAAUAAUUUCUGCUGUCGGACAGUUGACUUUUUUGCACUGAUGGCCGCCAUUACACUACUCCUGGCGCAUCUCGAUAGCCACCGCUUUUCGCAGACCACCAACCUCUUAGCGCAUCAAUAUUUUAGUGAUCGUGCCAUGAUAGAGCAGGCUCAGUUGAACAUGGACAAAAUCAGUCGUGUUAACGGAGAUACUUUAAGCGCCCAAAGUGCAGAAUUAUUAUCUAAGUUGCUGGCCAUCGAUUCUGAAACAGCGGAUGGUGUCAAUACGGAGAGCGUCAGCGUUCAGACUCCAGAAAUUGCAGUGUUGCAGUCAAGCGAAGACGAAAAUGGCGUUGUUCGGGUGCAAAUACCUUACUUUGGCAUCGUCAGUAUUGCCCGUCAGGGCGUUAUUUCCAAGGAAACGGCCAACGCACAACCUCCUUCAAACAAUGACCAAGCCUACGCUACGGUUAUUGGGUUGCAUAAAGCGCAUAACACCGAAGGUUCAGAAGCUACAGUGCGUGAUCUGAGCUCUGAUCGUUUCGAUGGAAAUGCAUUUCCUAGGUCAAUGACCGAAGCAGAUUACAACUCUAUCGACAGUGUUAAUUGUCCGCCUGUACAGGCUACAUCGCCAUAUCAGGGAACCAUUUCUGAAGCCCUUCUACGGAAUCAUCAGGAUCCUGAGCUAAUUGCCGGGGUGGACGACUGGGCAUUUCAAGGUGUCGAUAUGGCUUUCUUUGACAGCUUAAUGAGAGGCCUUGACAGCGCAGAUAGUUGA
This is a messenger RNA of Penicillium longicatenatum, 2268 nucleotides long. RefSeq lists its product as uncharacterized. The transcript is spliced from 2 exons. NCBI's taxonomy places the organism in Eukaryota, Fungi, Ascomycota, Eurotiomycetes, Eurotiales, Aspergillaceae. Gene Ontology annotation, biological process: regulation of DNA-templated transcription. Gene Ontology annotation, molecular function: zinc ion binding; DNA-binding transcription factor activity, RNA polymerase II-specific. The record is from RefSeq and is a predicted model, not a curated record. The coding region runs from base 1 to 2268 and encodes 755 amino acids.